Ylistrum balloti is the source of this 2863-nucleotide messenger RNA. Its product is annotated as ATP-dependent RNA helicase SUV3 homolog, mitochondrial-like. The record is from RefSeq and is a predicted model, not a curated record. Gene Ontology annotation, biological process: RNA catabolic process; mitochondrial RNA 3'-end processing. Gene Ontology annotation, molecular function: RNA helicase activity; ATP binding; hydrolase activity, acting on acid anhydrides. Bases 36 to 2585 code for a protein of 849 amino acids. NCBI's taxonomy places the organism in Eukaryota, Metazoa, Mollusca, Bivalvia, Pectinida, Pectinidae. Gene Ontology annotation, cellular component: mitochondrial degradosome. The transcript has 15 exons.
GGCACAAGACCAAAAGUCAUAUUGAUAGCUCGUGUAUGUCAAUGAUCAAGUUUACACGAAUGGCGACACUACGAACCGCGCCCCUUUGUAAACAGCUGUCGACAACUUGGUGCAAAAGGAAAUAUGCGUUCCUUUAUUCAAGUUUUGCAACAAGAACACCAAAAACUGGAAAUAGAAUUGCUAUAGCCAGUGAUAAAAGAAUGAAUAACCGUUCAGUUGCAAAGCCUAAACAUGACGGUGUUCCAAACAACCUUCCAACGACUGAAGCUGACGUCAGGCCUACAGCUAAACUUUAUAGUGUUCCAAAAAUCAGUCCAACUAUUAAAUCCGUAGCCAUUCAUGAACCUAAACUUCACGGUAUCUCAGGAAUUCGUCCCACCAUUAACACUGUUGACGUUCCUGAAUCUGAACAUCACGGUAUUCCAGAAAAGGAUAAUUCUGAAGAAAAUGUUGACAACACACUUAACAUUGAUGCUGUCAAAAGGGUUCUUUCUCAAUUCAGCCAUACUGCUGAGGUCAAUAAGAUGUGCAAAGAUGCCAACAUGACUUAUGCCAUUUUCAGAUCAACGUUUCGGUCAUUCAGUUCCAUAUGUUUGAAUGAGACGAUGUCGCCUGAGCUCUAUGACUUGAUGUUCGAUCUAACCAAGAAGAAAGGAAGUACUGUCUCGCUGUUUCCAUUAUUCCUGCAACAUGCACACACACUAUUUCCCCACCUGAAACACUUGAGUCAGUUGAAAAGUAUCUCAGACCUCACAUUGCCAGCUAAAUGGUAUACAGAUGCAAGAGAGAGGACACGUAAAAUUGUUUUACACGUCGGCCCAACCAACAGUGGGAAAACACAUCAUGCCAUGCAGAUGUUUUUAAAUGCAAAGACGGCUGUAUAUUGUUGUCCACUGCGUUUACUGGCCUUAGAAAUAUCUGAUAAAUCUAUUGAAGAGGGUGUACCAUGUGACCUGAGGACAGGUGAACUGAUUAGAUUUGCUAAUGAAGACAAAACACCUGGAACACACCUGGCAUGUACCAUAGAAAUGACCGAUGUACAAGAGCAUUAUGAUGUAGCUGUGAUUGAUGAAAUUCAGAUGAUACGUAGCCGAGAUCGAGGCUGGGCCUGGACCAGAGCUGUACUUGGUGUGAACGCUGAUGAAGUGCACAUCUGUGGUGAAGAAUCAGCCGUCCCUUUGAUAGAAAACUUGACAAAGUUGACCAAGGAUGAAUUUGAAGUGAAAACAUACCAAAGAUUAACACCUUUGAAAUUACUGGACGAAGCUGUUGAGGACUGGACAAAUAUACGGCCUGGAGACUGCAUUAUUUGUUUUAGUAAAGAAACUAUAUUUGAAGUAUCAGCCAAACUGAAUAAACUAGGAAUCCAAAUAGCCAUUAUCUAUGGGACUCUUCCACCAGCAACAAAGAUUGCCCAAGCCAGAAAAUUCAACGAUCCCCUGGACCCGUGUAAAGUGUUGGUGGCUACAGAUGCCAUUGGGAUGGGUGUAAAUCUCAACAUUGGAAGGAUUAUAUUCUACACAUUAACAAAGAAAAAAUCUGCACAUAAUGGAAAGACAGUACACAGAAUUAUCAAUGCCUCGGAAGCAAAACAUAUCGCAGGCCGCUCAGGCAGAUUUGGGACCAGGUAUCCAAAUGGAGAAGUGACAACCUUCAGAAAGUCAGAUCUUCCAGAUUUAUAUAAACUUUUCAGACGGGAGGUCACACCUAUAAAGUCUGCAGGAUUGAAGCCCACACCUGAACAAAUGGAAAUGUUUUCCUAUCAGCUUCCUGAUGCUUCCCUCAAAGAACUUCUGGAUACAUUUGAAUCCAUGGCUAAACACGACACGGAAAACUUUUUCAUGUGCGACCUACAUCAGAUGAAACAACUAGCGAUCAUAGUGGAUGAGAUUGGACUGCCCAUGAGAGACCGCUUCUUCUAUUCACAAGCACCAAUUGACAUCGAAAGUGAAAAAGAGUGUAAUGCAUAUAUAGAGUGUGCGAGGAAACAUUACAAUGAAGAGCCAAUCAAUAUAACGUGGUUGAUGAGACUUUUGGGCUGGCCUCUAAAGAUGCCAGAAACUACAGCUGGUCUGAGAGAGAUGGAAGCUGUCUUUGGGUGCCUAGAUAAUUAUCUGUGGUUCAGCAAGUAUUUUCCGACAAUUUACCAUGAGGAACACAGAGUACGUGCCAUCCAGAAAGAACUGGAGACUUGGAUUGAAAUUGGAUUAGUAACAUGCUUGUUGAAAAAAUUGUCAUGGAGCGAGACAAUCAAACUUAAAUCACAGUCUGUAAAGGAACCAGAACUUGCAGGUAUUGCGGACAAGUUGAAAAGAGAGAAGACUUUUAUAGAGGAGUCUGACAGCCCAACAAAAACAAUAGGAAAAACAGAAACAGGUGGUGAAAAAUCUGUAGCAGAACUUUUAAAAUUUCUGAAAAAAGGAGGUAUAUCAGAAAAAAGGCUAAUGAGGCUUAGCAAGGAUUUGGACGCUGAUUCAAUGUUAAAUGAAGCAGAAUCCAAAUUAGGGAAACACCCUAGGAAAGAUAAAUUUAAUAAAAAGAAGUACCUAAAAGACUUGGAAAAAUGGCUGAAAGAUAAAAAAUAAGAUAAAAUACUGAGAAAGGAGGUAAAUCUUACAUACUACAUACACAAUGAUAAAUAUUAAAGGCUUUGUUCUCCAAAAACACGACUUUACCAUCAUUUUGACUUAACACAGGUGUGUGCACUCUUUUCAAAAACCCCUGCACACUUUCAAAGAUAAUCAAGAUUCUGUAAAUGUAAUUUCAAACUUUUGUAUAAAGAUUUUAUCUCUUAUCUUUGAGUUGCAAUACUUUUAGGAGUAUGUCAGUUGAUGUGAUUAAAAGACAACUGCUAUUUCCAGUU